AUGAUAUGUUAUAAAACGUAUGUAUAUCCACGUUUUCACAAAUGUCCUGGUAGUAAAAUUGGACAUGGAGCUCCUAUAAUUAAAGACUUGGAAACUGGUAAAUUUGAACUCGUUGAAUCAGCCUAUGGAGGUGUAGCCAUGUUAUUCAAGCAGAUUUUAGAUAAACCAUUGGCAAGUAUUUCGGACACGUUGGAUUAUAUAUAUGAUGAUCUUGAAAAUAUACUUUCAUAUUGCAUUUACAUGCAUAAAGCAGUCUUAGCUGCGAUUUACGUUAACGUGACGCUGCAAGAUAGUAAAGGCAACGAUAAGACUUUAAAUAUUUUGAGUCCGUUUCAGAUGUUCGGUCAUACAGAUUUAAUCCUAUCCAGAAUUCUGGCUGCUGGUGAUUACUUGACAACUUCGUUAAGCCUUUAUGGGGCAGACGGAAGUGGGUGGAAAUUACAUAGUAUAAAUCACGUAAACCUAAAAAUUGGAAAAUAUACAAUAUUCAGUGCGAGAGGAUGGAUUCAGCAUCCAAAAGAGCUGGGAAAGAAAAUUAUAAAUAUUCACACAAAAGGAAAAGAAAACUGUUUUCAACUUUCUUUACUUUGUGCUCUGAAACGUCAUUUAAUAAUUCCUCCUAAAUUACAAAUGAUUAUGCGACAACCUGGACGAGUACUGAAUAAAAAUCAAAAGCUUCAACUCAGACGCUAUUGGGAAAAGCCGAAAUCAUAUGAAGCUAUUUUAUCCAAAAAUGAGAAAACAGGCGAGAUCAACUUUUCAGCAAUGGAGGGGGCUACCGCAGUUAGUCAAAUGGAUGCAUUUGAAGCUGAGAACCCUCUAUAUUCUGUGACUGUAUUUGGUUAUGAAGAAAAAUUAUUUGUUAUACGACCGGCGCCGAAAAUCCGCCCAAAUCAUGUGGACCUUUUGCUUUUGAGAUUAGCCAAACCAGGAUGCGUAUAUUUAAAGAAAGAUGACGUGGAGUAUGAUUAUCACUAUUGCACAAUACCUUCGUUAUCAAAAUUUGUAGGAAAGAGGGGUUAUCGAAGAACUGAAGUUUGUGAAUAUUGUUUUGGAAUUUAUAAGACAUCAAUGGAAAAGCAUAGCCAAAAAUGUGCCAUUGCGCAUCGCAACCAAAAUCAAUCUAAACAAAUCAAAUUUCCAGAAGACGACGAGUACGUGUUUAAGAAAUUAAGAAUGAUAGAAGAUAUUCCAAUAAAAAUUUUUUUCAAAUUCUUGUGGUACAACGAAAAUAAUCUUCCAAAUGUGUCUACUUCUAACCAAAAUUUGAAAUUUACCACACCUGUUUCAAACAUUAAAAUCAAAGCAUAUUUUCUUUGCGUUAUCAAUCAGUUUAAUCUGUUAGACGACACGCUACUGUAUGAUGGGAUAAACCCUGUUGAGCAUUUUAUACAAAAAGUAAUUGAUUUAAAAUCUUACUACAAGGAUUAUCUAAAAAGGGCAUACGUGCCAAUUCGCUUACAGCCCAACGAUAAUUUACGUCUAAUGCUUGCGACGAAAUGCGAAAUUUGUGGAACCAGAUUUAAUGAAGAAAACAAGAAAUGUGCCGAUCAUUCCCACUGGACUGGGCAAUUGCGUUAUGUGGCGUGUAAUAAUUGCAACAUUUUAAUCCAAAUCAAUUCAACUCCAAUCCUACUAGGACACAAUAUUAAUAACUACGAAUCUCAUUUUUUAUUAGAAAGUUUCAACAAACGCUACGCCAAGAAUGUUAAAGUCAUCAUGAAGGAUUCUGAAACGAUAAUAAGCUUGAAAUUUAACGGAAUGAGAUGUCUGGAUACCCGGACAUUGUUGGAUCACGAUUUGUACGACCUGGUAGACCGACACAGAAAAGGAAUUGUGGAUAAUCUGCAUUAUCGAUUCCCUUGUCUUUAUGAAGUAUUACGAAAUACAGGGGUGGACGAAAUGUAUUUUUCACAAUUUUUAUUUCGAAUAGCAAUGCCAUCAAGAGCUAUUAAUAAACAAGUUCAUGAUGGGUUUCCAAAAUAUGACCUAUUUAAAAACCCGGUGACUAAUGAAUGCCCACCCGAAAGCGAGUAUCAAAUGGCUGGGGCAGUUUUUUGGAAUUUUAAAAUGAAAGAUGCGACGGAGCUACUUAACUACGGACUCAAAACACAGGUACUUUUAACGGCUGAUAUAUUUCUUGACUUCAACAAAAUGGCAAUGAAACAUUUCAAGCUGUCGGUAUUUCAUAGUUACUCCUUAAGUGGCUACUCAUUCGAUGCUUGCUUUUUUGACACAAAGGCAUCAUAUCAAUAUAUCAAGGACCCAGAAAUAAUAACUUAUUUAAAAAACAAUGCAAUACGGGGUGGACCAACCGAAUCGGUCAUAGCCAAUAGUGAACGCUUAGACAAUUUUAAUCCCUUCAAGCCAAGGAGUAAUAUUUUAAUUAUUGACGAAAAUUCUCAGUAUCCCUCAAAAAUGAAAAGCAAAGUAGCUGUUGGCUCUUAUUCUUUUCUUUCACCAGAUGAUUUAUCAAAAUUUGAUUUAAUGACUGAUUGUAAUGGCGAGUGGAACUAUAUAGUGGCGGUGCAAAUUUCCCAUCCAGAAAAUCUCCACGUACUCCAGAGUCCAAUGCCUCCUUGCCCUUACCAAAGAGAACUCAAAUAUGCCGAUUUAUCCACAACUCAGCACCUGUAUUCUACUGGUUUAAACGGCGAAGAUCAGGCAUCAUUAUUUGGGAAAAAAUUAGUUGCCGACCUGUAUGAUAAAACUUACACUUGCUGCUUGGAAGCAGUCCAAUACUUUCUCGAAUCUGGAUUAAGGGUUACAAAUCUCAGCAAGUGUUUAAAAUUCCGACAAGCUGCUAUUCUGGAGCCAUUUGUGGACAAGUUAUCUGAACUCCGAAAAAAAGCUGUUCUCGAGGGGGAUGAAAUUGGGAGCCUAUUAUUUAAAGGAAUAAUCAAUAGAGUUUUUGGCGUUUGCCUGUCCUCAGCUGAAGAUUAUGUGGAUUUUGAGGUGUGUGUUACAUCAGGAGACAUGAUUAAACUAUUGUCUAAACACACAUUUGAAGACUUUACAAUUUUGAACGGACUGGAGGGGGUAUGUCUUUUCAGAAUGAAACGUAAUACGGCAAUGUACAAAUACCCAAUGAUUAUGUCAAUUCAGACUCUGGACCGUGCGAAACUAAGUCUUUAUAAAAUGUGGGAUUUGAUCAGAUCUGAAUUUGGAAUUGAAAAUACUAAAUUAUCAUUCUACGACACGGAUUGCCUUUGCGUUCACAUUAUGGACCCAAAAAAUCAAUUUUACAAAAUAUUAAGUAGAAUGGAAGAACACUUGGACUUAUCAUCACUGCCAAACUGGCAUCCUCUGUACAGUGAUCGUAAUGCAUCCGUAGGAGGAAAAUGGAAAAUUGUGACACUGGAUGCUAUUAGUGUGAUUUCGCUUCGAGUUAAAUGUUAUUCAAUUCCGUUGGGAAGGUGUGCCUUUUGCUCAGCAGUGUUUGAUCCGCGAUGUAAAUGCAAUUUGGUGAAGAAAGCUAGUGGGAUACCACGUUCAACAAUUAUAAAUAAACUUGAUCAUCAAAUGUACGAAGAUGCACUAGUCAGGGAGGGCGCCUUAACUCUUCAAUCAUAUGCAGUCGAAUCAAAAAAAAUAUAA
Messenger RNA from Folsomia candida, 3597 nucleotides. RefSeq lists its product as uncharacterized. NCBI's taxonomy places the organism in Eukaryota, Metazoa, Arthropoda, Collembola, Entomobryomorpha, Isotomidae. The transcript has a single exon. The record is from RefSeq and is a predicted model, not a curated record. The coding region runs from base 1 to 3597 and encodes 1198 amino acids.